This is a messenger RNA of Topomyia yanbarensis, 2057 nucleotides long. RefSeq lists its product as uncharacterized. Gene Ontology annotation, cellular component: nucleus. The record is from RefSeq and is a predicted model, not a curated record. Gene Ontology annotation, molecular function: RNA polymerase II transcription regulatory region sequence-specific DNA binding; DNA-binding transcription factor activity, RNA polymerase II-specific. Lineage: Eukaryota; Metazoa; Arthropoda; Insecta; Diptera; Culicidae.
AUGGGCUGAUCCAUUGGCCCCCUUUUUCAUUCGUUCGCAAGCUUUCAUGGAGUUUCGUCAGAUUUUUUGCGUUUCGAGCUAAGAAAAUUCCCUUUGAGGCGUUAAAUCUUGAUACGAUGGUGCAUUACCAAAAAGUUACUCCGAAGGAACGGAUCCCUGUGUGGAACUAGUAACAAACCAAAGAAGAGUUGCGAUGUAUUCCAGCCUAUAAAGUGAACGAAGCUGAAAAUAGCAUUUUUGUGUUUUGACAACAAAGAAGUUUCUGGAAUCGGAGCAGAAUAUCCUAGAAAAUGAGUGUCCCGAUAUUGAUAACCGUGCCCACGAAGUACGUCCCCGUGAAUCUGGCCCCGGCGCCAGUAAAGGUGGAAAUCUUGCCGUCACCUUCAAUGGCUGGGUCCGACGCUGAGGAAUCGACCUCAUCAUUGGAUGAGUACCUGGUGCGCGGCAAGAAGCGCCGCCUGGACCAUCUCACAUGGGAGGAGAAACUACAGCGGAAGAAGUUGAAGAAUCGUGUCGCAGCGCAAACUUCCCGCGACCGCAAAAAAGCUAAAAUGGAAGACAUGGAGGUGACUAUUCAGGAGCAAACGAAUCAGAUCAGUGAACUGCAGCACAAAUGUGAAAACCUGCAGCUGGAAAAGGACGCCAUCUACAGCAAGUAUCUCGAUCUCGAAAGUCGCUUCGAAGAUCUGCAGCGGCAAUUCGACGAGCAUAAAAAGCAACAACAGACAGUGAUCGAACCCCUCACCAUCAAGUCGGAACCGGACCUUACCGCAGCCUUACACAGUGUUGGUUGUGUUUCCACCCUAACUGGAUCAGCAGCAUCCGCCCCCUUCCCUCUGCAGCAGGGAUCUUUAAAAAUGGAAACACAAACGAGUGCGACAGAACCAGCGGAAGCCAGCCGACAACCAGAAGGUAGCCUCACUCUGGAGGAUCAUUGCUCUCUGCCUGCUCUACAGGACAUGCUCGAAGAAUUCGAUGUGUCCAAACUCGAAGAGCUCGCCGAAAGCCUGCUGGCCAACGUCACAAGCGAGCUGGAAGUCACUGAUCGAGGAAGCUGCCAGACAGAUGCCGAAAAUGCAGGCACCGGCAGCGGAGUGCUUGGACCAGUGGUGGGGACCACAUCAGAACAGUUGGAAUCCAGCCAAGAAACUAAUCAAGGAAGUAGCCUAAUUUUGACCACCCACAACUAUUCCAAGUCACCCUUUCACAAGGAGAAAGUCACGAUACAAGACAGUCAGCAGUCUGGUCUGGACCAGCAAACGACGGCGGUCUACGGAACAUACGACAACGUAACUAAUUGCAUCACAAUUAUCCUGAACGAUGACGAAUUACCGCUGGAAGAGGAAAUCAUCUGCGAAGAAGCGGAAGAUGACAUCGUGGAUGAACAGGAAUUCAAACCGAAACUAGAACCGAUGCGGGAUCUUUUAUCACCCAUCCCGAGUACCUGCUCCGACUAUUCUAUGUCGGCUUCGAGCGAGCUGAAGCCGGUGUUACUGGAAGACGAGGUGGCAUUCAAAAGUCCCCUAACGCCGGGUUCAUUUAUCUCGGACGGCGGCUAUGAAUCGCUGGGAUCGCCCAUCAGCUGUCCCGAUUACGGUCUCAACACAUUGGAUGAGUUUUGGAACCUGGAUUUGUUUCCCAUUCUGAACUAGGGUUGAUUCCAACCUCCAUCCUACUAGAACGUGAUGUACAAAGUUGUUAUUAGUUGUUAGGGAUCCUUAGUUUGUUACUCGAUAAGUCCUGUCCUACUGUUAGGUUUAGGUUAGACUGCUGUAAAUAUUCGUUUUGUAUCUAUUUAUCGACUACUUUACGAACAGAGACACAACGAGAAGAUUCUCUCUAGCGAUAGAUUUGAACAUCACUGCGGUGCUGUGAGUUCUAAGUUAAUUUCUGUUUUUUAAAUAGUUUGUAUGCACAAAUUUUGAGUAAAACCUGUAAACUCCCCUUUUAAAGAAAAUUUGAAAACAUUGAUAAUUUUUGAAUUUUUCUAAAACUUAUUAACUCAGUGAAAGGGUUUACUUGAGGUCAAAAUAUAAAGAAAAAAUACCCACACCAUU